CUAGUGGAGUGUCUUAAGCCGCUAGAAUUUUAUCUGCUUAGAAAAAUCUUCAAGAUGAAUAUUACUGAUUUGUCAGCAACAAAGUCGUUGUAGUAUAGUGUAAUAAUGAACACAGGGAGUAGAGAAACGAAGCUGAAAGUUGGUUUUGAAGGAGCGGAUAUGGGGAUUACAAGGAACACGGAAUCGGGUUCAGGCAGUGAGGGUGUACAAUCGGCUGCUAACAAUGAACUGCGACGGUUUCCUCCGGCAGCUCAGCCGGAGAUUAUGAGAGCAGCAGAGAAAGACGAUCAAUACGCGUCUUUUGUGUACGAUGCUUGUCGCGACGCUUUUCGUCACCUAUUUGGUACAAGACUGGCUGUUGCUUAUCAGAGUGAGACAAAGCUUCUUGGACAGAUGCUUUAUUAUGUACUAACAACAGGUUCAGGCCAACAAACCCUCGGAGAAGAGUACUGUGACAUUACUCAGGUUUCCGGUCCACAUGGCCUUCCUCCAACACCAGCAAGGCGUGCUCUUUUCAUUUUAUAUCAGACUGCUGUUCCUUACAUGGCUGAAAGAAUUAGCUCAAGAGUUGCUUCUCGUGGCAUCACUCUUGCCGAUUCCAUACCUGAUGAGCCAUACACCAACACUGCUACUGAGAGCCGUGGAAUUCAAUCUUCUGUAAUGGUUGACCUUCCAUCCACCUCUGGAUCAGGCGCUUCAAUAGUAACGAGGUUGAGGCAGAAUUUUAGUGGCCUAUGGUUAACUGCAGUUCGGAGAUGGCCUACGGUGCUUCCUGUGGCUCGUGAAUUUUUACAAUUGAUUCUUCGAACAAACCUCAUGUUUUUCUAUUUUGAAGGGCUAUAUUAUCAUAUAUCGAAACGUGCAGCUGGCAUUCGUUAUGUUUUCAUUGGAAAGCCCUCAAAUCAAAGGCCUAGAUACCAAAUACUAGGAGUUUUCCUUCUAAUUCAGCUCUGUGUCAUUGCGGCUGAAGGUUUACGGCGAAGCAAUUUAUCUUCUCUUGCAAGUUCAGUUCAUCAGACUUCCUUGGAGCCUCAUCAAAGUUCAGGACGAGGUUUGCCUGUCUUAAAUGAAGAAGGUAAUUUGAUAGCUACAGAAGCUGGCAGGGGGAGUUGGGUAUCAGAUUCCACAUCAACUUCAGAGUCGUCUGGAGUAAGUGGGGCAAGCAAAUGCACACUCUGUUUGAGUAAUCGGCAAUAUCCAACUGCAACAGCCUGUGGUCAUGUUUUUUGCUGGAAUUGCAUAAUGGAAUGGUGCAACGAAAAGCCCGAAUGCCCUCUCUGCCGGACCCCUAUAACUCAUUCAAGCCUAGUUUGUUUAUACCAUUCAGAUUUCUAGCAUUUUGAUAAUGGAGUUCAGCCUUGAUAAAUUGACAGCAGUGGGAAGUAACUGAAAGCAACUGCAUGAGGAAGUAACUGAAAGCAACUGGGGAGCACUGUUUCUUCUGACAAUGCAAAACAUUUAGAGGUGUAGAAAAUAAGGAGUCUUAGGUGACCAUAAUAACAGUUGCCUUGCAACUGUUUCAAGAGAACUGUGUUCUUGCUCUCGGAAACAUCUACGAUGCGCUUCUCUAAUGGAUGAAUAGCUGCAUUGCUGUGGCAUGAAGAUCAAGAUUCCAUAUGUAUAAAAUAAUGAUGAUAUGAUUUAGGCCUUAGACUCAAAUCUGCCCCUCAACUAUAGCUCAUUGGUCGUCAUUCUUUUUGGGAGAAAUACACAAAAUGUUUGUCUUUAAGGGUCAAAAGAUGUGGUUUGUUACGGUAUCUUGAUUCUUUCUGAGGACAUUAGUCCAUUUUUCGGUCAAUUAAUACCGUUACGGGGCACGAUUUAAAAGUAAAAUAACUGUAAUUUGAAUAAAUUUUACGGAUUCAUUCUUGCAGGACU
This is a messenger RNA of Ricinus communis (castor bean), 1878 nucleotides long. RefSeq names its product peroxisome biogenesis factor 10. Lineage: Eukaryota; Viridiplantae; Streptophyta; Magnoliopsida; Malpighiales; Euphorbiaceae. The record is from RefSeq and is a predicted model, not a curated record. The transcript has 10 exons. Gene Ontology annotation, cellular component: peroxisomal membrane. Gene Ontology annotation, molecular function: zinc ion binding. Gene Ontology annotation, biological process: protein import into peroxisome matrix. Bases 106 to 1335 code for a protein of 409 amino acids.